Messenger RNA from Owenia fusiformis, 853 nucleotides. The record is from the annotation of a GenBank genome assembly. Lineage: Eukaryota; Metazoa; Annelida; Polychaeta; Sabellida; Oweniidae.
ACAACAUCAAUGAAUCGCAACUGGAAAAAGUACAAAACUGGUUUCCAAGAUGGAAAUAGCUUCUGGUUGGGAAACGACAACAUAUUUGACAUAUUUCAAAACCAAACAACACCAAUGAUGAUGAUGAUUGAGGCAUGGACCAAAACGCUACGUGGGUAUAUAAAUGAGCGUUACAGAAGUGCAAUUUAUAAUGGGGUAACUAUUAAAAAUGAAGCCAACGAAUAUGAACUUUGUGCAAAUAUCAUAGAUGGGUUUGAUCCUUUGGGCCUGAGUAAAUUUGAUCCCCCUUGUGCAAGAUUCAGUACUUAUGAUGAAGAUAACGAUUAUGCUGUGAAUGCAAAUUGUGCUGAGAUGUUUGGAGGAGGGAUGUGGUACACAAACUGUACAGAUUUGAAUGUAAAUGGCCAUAAUGAAGAUGACAAUCCUUAUAUAAAGAGGAGAAAGAAGACUCAAAAUAAAGACUAUUCUUUCACCAAAGGUAUCUGGUGGUAUAACUGGAAAAGGCAAAUGAUGUUGCCACUAGGACAGGUAGAAAUAAAGGUGCGUCCGGUACAAGAGAGCUGCACAGCAGUAAGACAAGCACUGAAGAUACCACGCUAUACAAAACAUGAAGGUGUUUAUAACAUUCAACUUGACCCAAAGUUUCCUGCUGUAAAGAUGCGCUGUUAUUUUGAUGCUGAAGGAGAUUGGACAGUUAUUCAAACUCGCACUGAUGGAUCAUUAGACUUUGAUCGACCAUGGAGAGAUUAUUCCAAAGGCUUUGGAGACCUGGAAGGAGAAUUCUGGUGGGGACUGGAAAAUGUCUGGGCCAACAUGGAUGUUGCUGUAUUGAGAAUUGAGAUCUGGGACCAAA